Messenger RNA from Drosophila elegans, 749 nucleotides. RefSeq lists its product as uncharacterized. NCBI's taxonomy places the organism in Eukaryota, Metazoa, Arthropoda, Insecta, Diptera, Drosophilidae. Gene Ontology annotation, cellular component: extracellular matrix. The record is from RefSeq and is a predicted model, not a curated record. Bases 1 to 474 code for a protein of 157 amino acids. The transcript is spliced from 2 exons.
AUGCCCACGUGUCCGGUCAACAUGGCAUAUGGAUUGGAAGUUGUUUUCGUUUACGUUUUCGUGAUCCUCUGGCUGCUUCAGAUUGCGCAUACGCAGCGUGGCCCAGCCGGGCAUAUUGAGUUUUACAAUGAUUACGGCAAAAAUCAUGACGACGAAAGGCUCCACUACUCGCAUCAGUAUCACAUUUCCGAUGCGGCCAGUCAGGUGCACAUCCUGCACCGAGAGCAGCGGAAGGGAGACCAUGUCUCCGGCUCCUAUGCCCACCUGGAACCCAACGGACACAUUCGUAGUGUGCACUACGAGGUGCGAGGACCGAGCCGGGGAUUCAAGGCCGUCGUUGAGCAGCGAACCGGGAACAGUCGGGUGCAUCAGGCAAUGGAAUUCCGGAAUCGGAAUCGGAAUUGGAAUCCCAGGCAACCCAGCCAACCGAUCCGGGCUCUUUCCCUUGCCGAGCCUGUGGCAUUUGUGAUUUAAGACUUCCAGCGGCGUGAAACCGGCCCGAAAAUAUAAACAACAGACGACAGGCGAAUUAUUUGUCUUGUUUCACGCAGCAGUAAAUUGCAAAAUGUUUAAUUGUCUUUCAAUGACUUCGCUGACUUGUUAAGUGAAUUUCUAAUUUGAAAUUUAAAUUGAUUUCGGCCGGGGCUCAUAAAAUGUAAGCGAACAAUUUUAUUAAACUUAAAAUGUAAAUAUUUCGGGGCUAUAUAUCAGCGCAAAGCGGCGGAAUGAAUGAAUAAAAUUAUUUUCCC